AUGGAUACGGAUCCAGCCAAAUACGACCAUAUGCCACCACCCAAACUCCCGGCAUCCGCAACUUGGAACAAUUUGUCUUCUGUGCCUUCGACCAGUCCUAGUGUCAAGACAUCUUACCUCAAGCCCCGCCGUCAAUCAUCUGUGUCUAGUAUAACAAAACAAUCGGCGUCCCCUCGCAAGCCCAGUGUCAGCAGUGAACAAGGCGUCAACUUGGAGCCAACUCGUUCAAAUGAUUCUUCUGGGAGUCUGGAUCCCUCGCAUACCCGACCCAACAGCACCUAUGUGUCUCCGUGGUGGCGGAUGAGGAAAUGCGCAGGCUUGGAGCCAAACGGAAGAGACUUUGAAAGCGCCGCCAAAGCAUUGGAUGAACUGCGUCGCAAGGCGGGACCAAAGGAUCGUGUCAGUCCCGCUGCGGCUCUCAAGAUGGCCAAUUUGAACAUCUUUGAGCGCGGCGAAAUUAUUGAUUACCGAGACAUCUUCUUCUGCGGCACUCAAAAUGCGAAGAAGCAUGUCGGGGAUCUUCACUCUGGUGCUGCAAAUUUCGGAUAUGACGACGAUAGGGGCGACUAUAACAUCGUGAUGGGCGAUCACCUUGCAUACCGCUACGAGGUUGUGGAUGUCCUUGGUAAGGGAAGUUUCGGACAAGUCGUGAGAUGUGUCGACCACAAGACUGGUGCUUUGGUCGCAAUCAAGAUCAUUCGCAACAAGAAGCGUUUCCAUCAACAGGCUUUGAUCGAAGUCAACCUUCUCCGCAAGCUGAAGGACUGGGACCCGGAUCGCCGCCACAGCGUGGUCAACUUUGUUGAGAAUUUCUACUUCCGUGGCCAUCUCUGCAUAUCGACGGAACUCCUGGGAAUCAAUCUUUACGAGUUUCAUCAAGGCUCACGACUUCCGAGGCUUCAACAUCAAGCUCAUUCGGCGAUUCACCAAGCAAAUGCUCAGCAGUCUUACCCCCUCUUGCAUGCAAAGAAGGUCAUUCAUUGCGAUUUGAAACCCGAGAACAUUCUUCUCGUUCACCCCGUCUACACUUACAUCCAGAGUCGUUUCUACCGGUCACCUGAGGUCAUCUUGGGCAUGUCAUACGGUGAGAACGAACAGGAGCAACUGGCCUGUAUCAUGGAAGUCUUCGGUCCUCCAGAGAAGCACUUGAUUGAAAAGAGCACGCGCAAGAAGUUGUUCUUUGAUUCCCUGGGCAAGCCACGUCUGACCGUUUCGUCCAAGGGACGGCGCCGUCGUCCCAGCUCUAAAGAGCUUCGUCAAGUUCUCAAGUGCGACGAUGAGGCUUUCCUGGAUUUCAUCACCCUCUGUCUGCGCUGGGAUCCUGCCCGCCGAAUGACCCCUCACGAGGCGCUGAAGCACGAAUUCCUUACCGGUAUCAAGCCGACAGCUCGCCCCAGGAUGUAUGCUCAGACCACCGCAAGCUCACCCUCUAAGCGUGGCGCCUCAGUGGGCGCCCGCUUCCGGAGCCUCCCAGCUCGAACCUUGAAGACCGGCGGAUUUCUGCGCUACCCGUGA
Penicillium cinerascens is the source of this 1515-nucleotide messenger RNA. RefSeq names its product DYRK family protein kinase. The coding region runs from base 1 to 1515 and encodes 504 amino acids. The record is from RefSeq and is a predicted model, not a curated record. The transcript is spliced from 4 exons. Gene Ontology annotation, biological process: peptidyl-serine phosphorylation; peptidyl-threonine phosphorylation. NCBI's taxonomy places the organism in Eukaryota, Fungi, Ascomycota, Eurotiomycetes, Eurotiales, Aspergillaceae. Gene Ontology annotation, molecular function: ATP binding; protein serine/threonine/tyrosine kinase activity; protein serine/threonine kinase activity.